Messenger RNA from Diabrotica balteata, 1128 nucleotides. Lineage: Eukaryota; Metazoa; Arthropoda; Insecta; Coleoptera; Chrysomelidae. The record is from the annotation of a GenBank genome assembly.
AAGUUUUAUUGGGUAGUGUAGUGUGACUCAUUUUUAAUUUUAUAUUGUCAAAUAUUUAGGUGUUUUUCUGGUAUUUAUUAUUAUAUUAUUUAAAAAUGGAGUGGUUAUUUGGAAAAAAAGUAACCCCCGAAGAAAUGCUUCGUAAAAACCAACGAGCAUUAAAUAAAGCAAUGAGAGAUUUGGAUAGAGAAAAGCAAAAGAUGGAGCAGCAAGAGAAAAAAGUAAUAAACGAUAUUAAAAAAUUAGCCAAGGAAGGUCAAAUGGACGCUGUCAAAAUAAUGGCUAAAGAUCUAGUCAGAACUAGAAGAUAUGUGAAGAAAUUUAUGUUGAUGAAAGCUAACAUUCAAGCAGUAUCAUUAAAAAUUCAGACUCUUAGAUCCCAAAAUACAAUGGCACAAGCCAUGAAAGGUGUGACCAAAGCUAUGCAAAGUAUGAAUAGGCAGCUAAAUUUACCACAGAUACAAAGGAUAUUACAAGAAUUUGAAAAGCAAUCAGAAAUUAUGGAUAUGAAGGAAGAAGUUAUGAAUGAUGCCAUUGAUGAUGCGAUGGAGGGAGAUGAUGAUGAGGAGGAAAGUGAUGCAAUUGUCAAUCAAGUUUUAGAUGAACUGGGUCUUCAGUUGAAUGAUACUCUUUCUGGACUGCCUCAAACUGCCGGAUCUCUGCCUGCCUCUGGGCAAAAACAUCCUGCAGCUGCAACAGCUGUUGCAGGAGGAGGCAAUGGUGGUACUGGUGGAAACAACAGCAACAGUGGCGGCGGCGGUGGAGGUGGCCUUUCUGAUGCGGAUGCUGAUUUGCAAGCUCGACUAGAUAAUUUACGCAGAGAGUAGAUAUUAAGUAAGAUAAAAGAGCAAUUAAAAAUAAGGAACUUUGUAUACAUAUUCUAUUUUAAAAUCUAAACAUUUGAUUCUAUUCUAUAAAGUUUAUUAACAAACUAAAUUCUUGUAGCUUAUUGCUUCCACUUACUAUUUUGAGAAUGGUGUAAUUAUCUGUGAUUUUUUCAAAUAUAAUAAUCAAUCUGUAAUAAUUUUUAUCUUUCAGCAAUUUAACAAAUCAGUUAAGGCGAAUAUGUUUUGUAUAUAAUUAAAUAUUUUCACACAUAAAAGUAUUCUAAAUAAAAGCAUUUGAUGU